CUCUCUCGGACGUCGAAGUGGUGUUUUGAACUCAAGGUUAUAAGAUGCUGACUUUUUGGCGAGAUCAGCCUAAAGUUUUAUGCAUAGCUGUAAAAGUAAUAAAUGUGAUCAUAUUGACACAGCUGGUCUCCAUAGUUGCUGUAGAAGAGUCUGAUGAAGCGGUUUAUGGUGUUCCGACAGAGAAUAUCGAUACGGACAUUUUUUUGAAGUCUCAUUCGGCUUAUAAUAAAUACACUGUUUCACAAAAGAAUUUAAACACAACUGUCUUAGCAUAUGUAACACCUUGGAAUAAACUGGGAUAUGAAGUCACAAAAAUAUUCGGUACUAAAUUUAACCUUAUCUCCCCUGUAUGGUUUGAAGUCCAAGGUGAGAAGAAAGUGUACACGGUUACUGGAAUCCAUGAAAUUAAUACUGUGUGGAUGAAUGAAAUUCGUGCUGUCAAUCCCAAGUUAAAGAUAACUCCUCGAUUUUCCUUCGGUCCAUGGGAGAGUAAAGAUUACGCCACAACUUUGAAGGAUAAUGCUAAAAUGAACAAAUGCAUUCAAAAUAUAAUCAAUGUUAUAAAGAAACAUAAUUUUGACGGUGCAGUUAUAGAAAUUUGGGUCCAAUUCUCUGGAUUAGAGUUGAAAACACUCACUAACUUUAUUAUUCAAUUGGCUAAUAGUUUGCAUGAAGCAGGCAAACUUCUUGUGCUAGUUAUUCCACCACCUGUUUAUCAUGGAGGCAUCGAAGGAAGAUUCAGACAAAAUGACUUUAAUCAAUUAGCUAAUCAUGUGGAUUAUUUCAGUUUGAUGACCUAUGAUUACUCUUCACCUAGACCUGGUCCUAAUAGUCCAUUGAAUUGGGUAGAGGCGUGCAUACAACACUUAGUUCCAGAAACCUCUUCAAAUUAUUUAAAGUUACGACAACAAAUUCUAGUUGGACUGAAUUUCUAUGGGAUGGAUUAUAUUAUUAGUAAGGCAGCCAGUAACCCUGUCAGAGGCAACGAAGUUGUUGAAGUCUUUCAAAAUCAUCGACCAAAUUUUACAUGGCAUAAACAAUGGGCUGAGCAUAGUUUUUCCUAUAAGGAUAAUGAGUCUCAAGAUCAUUUGGUUUUCUAUCCUACCUUACUGUCAAUAUCUCAGCGUCUUCAAACUGUCAUAUCAAUGGGCACAGGUGUUUCAAUCUGGGAAAUUGGCCAGGGUUUACACAGUUUUUAUUCUUUAUUUUAAUAUGAAUCUACCAUUAAUCUUUGUGUAGUGUCUUGUUAUUUUUAUCAUACAAAUAUAUAUGUAUAUUAGGUUUUUAUAUUCACUGUUUUCUAUACAUUGCGACUUUAUAAUAAA
Trichobilharzia szidati is the source of this 1325-nucleotide messenger RNA. Lineage: Eukaryota; Metazoa; Platyhelminthes; Trematoda; Strigeidida; Schistosomatidae. The record is from the annotation of a GenBank genome assembly.